GAAGUAGAGAGCUAGAUAUCUCAUACAUUCUUCGAAAAAGGAAUAUAACUUAGAAAUAUAUAUACAUAUACACAUGGCUUCUUCUAUAUCAUCUCUUAAAAGCUUUAUCAACCGGCCAUUAAACAGGCACAAGGUUCUCACUAAGCACCCAUCAGUGGUCAGAUCCCAGGUCUUCAAAUCUGAUGAAGGAAAGUCGGCAAAGAAUAUUGUGGAUGCUAAUCUAAGUGUUUUAAGAGAUAAAAUAGAAGAGGUGAGGACGAAGGAAAGAAUGGAAAAAUAUAUGAUGACGAAGAACAUUGGUUGGAAUAAUAGUACUACUAAUAACAGUAAUAAUAGUAGUAUUAUUGGAUGGAAUAAACAGAAGCGAAAUGAUCAUAAUCAUAAUCAUAAUCAUGAUGGGUUGGCUAUAAUGUUAUGGGAGUACUCCUUAGAGCUUUUGGGUUUGGGAAGUGCCGCAAUUGGCCUUGCUUUUCUCAGUGGCACUCUUUGCAUCUACCUUGUUUCCUUCAUAGUUCACUUGACCAAAUUAAAUUACUUCUAAAAAAGCUUCAAUUUGAUUUGGUAUAUAUAUAUGGUCAUAUCUACUUGUAAAAAAUGAUCAAAUUGUAAAAAUCUAUUAGAGCUAGCUAGCGUUGUAUGGAAAUGCAUGUGUCGUAGCAGCGGAGGUCGUUGAUGAUCAAAAGAUCACUACUACAUGGAU
Molecule: messenger RNA, 700 nt
Organism: Humulus lupulus (European hop)
Lineage: Eukaryota; Viridiplantae; Streptophyta; Magnoliopsida; Rosales; Cannabaceae
Exons: 2
Coding region: 74-541 (155 amino acids)
Source: RefSeq, a predicted model, not a curated record